AUGCAUCUUUUUAACAAUCACGGCAAUAGUUUUCCAUCAUUGCUGUUCUUGUUAAAAAUUGCUACAAGAGGUCAUGCACUUCUCAAGAAGAAAAGCGAUGCCUUAACUGUACAAUUUCGUCAGAUUCUUAAGAAGAUAGUGUCUUCAAAAGAAUCAAUGGGAGAGAUUAUGAAAACCUCCUCAUUUUCGCUUACUGAGGCGAAGUAUGUUGCUGGCGGGAACAUCAAACAUGUCGUGCUUGAGAAUGUUCACACUGCUUCUCUUAAAGUUCGAUCACGACAAGAGAACGUUGCUGGAGUGAAGCUUCCCAAGUUUGAGUAUUUUACUGAAGGUGAGACCAAGAAUGAUUUGACCGGUUUGGCCAGAGGUGGACAACAGGUCCAACAGUGCCGUGUUGCUUACGUGAAAGCAAUCGAGGUCCUAGUUGAGCUUGCUUCUCUUCAGACAUCAUUCUUAACACUUGAUGAGGCAAUCAAGACGACAAAUCGCCGAGUUAACGCUUUAGAGAAUGUUGUGAAGCCGAGGUUGGAGAAUACAAUAAGUUACAUUAAGGGAGAAUUGGAUGAGCUUGAAAGGGAGGAUUUCUUCAGGCUAAAGAAGAUACAAGGUUAUAAGAAGAGGGAAAUAGAGAAACAGUUAGCUUCUGCAAAGGAGUUUGAGUUUGCCGAGAAGGAUUCCUCGCAGAAAGGGAUUUCAAGAAACUCAGCUCACAAUCUGCUAUCAGCAGGCAGGGAGAAGGACGAAGAUAUUAUUUUCUGACGAAGAGGUUAGUCUAUUCUUUCCUAGAAUUCGCGGCUUUUCUAUCCGAUGUACGUCCGAUGGCCGGUGAUUCCUUUAUUCUAAGGUGGUUGUCUGAAUAAAUGAUACAUGUAUGUCUCUACAUACUUUGCAUUAUUGUUAAUGAUCAGACAUUUUCCAUUUCAGUUUUGAACAAUAGACAUACACCAUUUCAUGGCUCUAGGGUAAAUGCAUGUAUGAUAUU
This is a messenger RNA of Hibiscus syriacus, 982 nucleotides long. Its product is annotated as V-type proton ATPase subunit D-like. Gene Ontology annotation, cellular component: proton-transporting V-type ATPase complex; vacuolar membrane. The coding region runs from base 1 to 759 and encodes 252 amino acids. The record is from RefSeq and is a predicted model, not a curated record. The transcript has a single exon. Gene Ontology annotation, molecular function: proton-transporting ATPase activity, rotational mechanism. NCBI's taxonomy places the organism in Eukaryota, Viridiplantae, Streptophyta, Magnoliopsida, Malvales, Malvaceae.